AUGCAGAAACCUAACCUCGGCAACAACCAGAACGACAACCAAGAUGAUAACUAUCUACAUGAUGAGGAGGCUAAUGAUAUCCCAUUCACUGAGAGGCUCAUGAACUUAGCUAUUCCGCCGAGAUUCAAGGGUACCAGGAUACCCCCGUACGACGGAAGUCAAGACCCAGAAGCCCUUUUGGAGGCUUUCAAGACCGAGAUGUUGUUCAACGGGAUCACUGGACCCAUUAAGGCAAGGAUUUUCGCAACGACUCUGACAUGUCAGGCGAUGGCUUGGAUAACCAGGCUACCCAGGAACUCGAUCGACUCAUUCGAGGAUCUAGCCCGGACUUUCCGACUAAACUUUGCAACAAGCAAGGUGCACCCAAUGCCAGCCUAUGCUUUGGGAAGAAUCCGGCAAAAGGAGAAUGAAACGCUGAGGAAAUACCUCGAUAGGUUUAAAGAUGUCGCCCUUAAGGUUCAGGGUUUAACCGAGGCAGUACACCUCCACCUGAUCAUAUCGGGAUUGGAUGGCGACUCUCCACUCGCGAAGUCCAUCUAUAAGAACCCGGUUAAUGAUUUGGAAGAGUUCCAACGAAGGUCGGAUAAAUACAUUGACGUGGAAGACAUGCAAAAAGUCUAUAUGGAAUCCCGUGGACGAAGUCCGACACGUCGGAGCCCGAGUAAGAAAAACAACAAAGAUCGAAACCAGAGGGGAUCGAAGAAAGCAAAAGACUCUCGUGAUAAGAGGUCGGAAGAUCAGUCUCCGAGGAGGAAAUAUGAUGAUUAUACACCUUUGAACAUGUCCAGAGCCAGGAUAUAG
Messenger RNA from Gastrolobium bilobum, 801 nucleotides. RefSeq lists its product as uncharacterized. The transcript has a single exon. The record is from RefSeq and is a predicted model, not a curated record. Lineage: Eukaryota; Viridiplantae; Streptophyta; Magnoliopsida; Fabales; Fabaceae. The coding region runs from base 1 to 801 and encodes 266 amino acids.